UUCACCAAUGCAGUCAGGAUUUUCAUCUGGGCUUCUUAAAUCGAAGCCAUUGAAAUGAUGGGGUUUUAUUUUUCUCUAUUUUUCCUAACAGCUGGCAUUUCAAUGACUCCAGAGUGUUUCAGCAUGGAGAUUAUUGGAGGGAGAGAAGUGCCGCCACAUUCCAGGCCCUUCAUGGCUUCCAUCCAGUAUGACGGCCACCACAUCUGCGGUGGAGUGCUUAUUCACCCGCAAUGGGUGCUGUCGGCAGCCCACUGUCGCUCCCGACAUCACAAAGACCACUUUUUCAAAGUGAUUUUAGGAGCACACUCUCUCUCAAAGAAUGAGGCCUCCAAACAAAUGUUUGAUAUUAAAAAAUUUAUACCAUUCUCAAGAGUUAUAUCAUAUCGUAAAUCAAAUGAUAUCAUGCUAAUUCAGCUUCACACGGCUGCAACACUCAACCGACAAGUCCAGCUGCUGCACCCAAGCUCCAAAAAUGAUAUUAGAGCUGGAACGAAAUGCCAGGUUACUGGCUGGGGAGCCACCGACCCAGAAUUGUUAAGGACCUCUGAUACCCUGCGUGAAGUCACCGUUACUGUCAUAAGUCGAAAACUUUGCAACCGCCCAAGUUAUUACAACCACAGCCCCGUUAUAACGAAAGGCAUGAUAUGUGCUGGAGAUGACAGAGGCCAGAAGGAUUCCUGCCAGGGUGACUCAGGUGGUCCCUUGGUUUGCAAAGGUGCUUUCUAUGCUUUAGUCUCUGGAGGUCAUAAAUGUGGUCAUCCCAAGAAGCCUGGAAUCUACACCCUAAUAACCCAGAAAUACCAGGCUUGGAUUAAAAGCAAGCUUGCCCCAUCUCAUGCGAACUAUGACCACGAGUGAUUUUCUUGGACCCAUCAGCUGCUUGUUUUGCUUUCAUAAGAUGUUCUAGAGGCCACUUUGUCUUCAUAUGUAGUUGGAUGUCAUUAAAAUGGAGCACACUUAGGGGCCACUCCUGCCUCCUGAGGACUGAUUUUGUCAAGGAAUCAAGCUCUUUGCCACAUCUAUAACUGCUGUAUUUUUACUAUGCUGAUUUCAUUCUGAAUAAAAGUCAGAAGACUA
Messenger RNA from Hyaena hyaena (striped hyena), 1077 nucleotides. RefSeq names its product granzyme K (gene GZMK). Bases 55 to 858 code for a protein of 267 amino acids. Gene Ontology annotation, biological process: proteolysis. Gene Ontology annotation, molecular function: serine-type endopeptidase activity. The record is from RefSeq and is a predicted model, not a curated record. The transcript is spliced from 5 exons. NCBI's taxonomy places the organism in Eukaryota, Metazoa, Chordata, Mammalia, Carnivora, Hyaenidae.